AUGGAAAACUCCAGUGAGAUUGUGUCAUUUGUGCUGUCUGCUUAUGGAAAUGUUGGGGAUUUAAAAUACCUGUAUUUAACCAUAAUAUUGUUUUGGUAUGUCUCUAUAUGUGUGGCCAACAUAGUUCUUAUUGUGGUCAUACAUGUGGACAGAAGGCUGCAUGAGCCAAUGUAUAUACUGCUCAGCAAUUUAUGUGUGAAUGAAAUAAAUGCCAGCACAUCACUGUAUCCUCUUUUGCUCUCACAGAUGUAUUCAGACAGUCAUGAAGUGACCCUGCCGUGGUGUUAUCUGCAGAUGUGUUGUUUGUACACAAGUGCACCUGCUGAGUUUUGGAGUUUAGCAGCCAUGGCCUAUGACAGAUAUAUUUCAAUCUGUCAUCCAUUACGUUAUAAUGUCAUUAUGAACACAGAGAGAGUGCUUAAGAUCAUUCUGCUUGUGUGGGUUUUUUCAUUUCUUAUUUUUAUACUCUCAUUUUCUUUCAUCUUCAGUUUGCAGUUUUGUGGAAAUAUUGUUGACAAUGUGUAUUGUGAGCACCAAUUAAUAAUUAGACUUUCAUGCUCAGUUUCAGUCCAAAGCUCUAUAUCUAUCAUAUUCUUUGUCAUAAUGAGUAUUUUCAUACCAUUCAGUCUAAUUUCAGUCUCUUAUGUGAAAAUUUUGACAGUCUGUCGAAAAACAUCCACAGAAAACAAGCAGAAAGCCAUGACGACAUGCACCCCUCAGAUCGUCUCUGUGUCCAACCUGUUUGUUGGCUGUAUUUUUCACUCUAUUAACUUCAGGCUUUUAAUAAGUCAGGUACCAGAUGAAGUCAAUAUCAUUUUACCUAUGUAUAUGCUCAUUUGUCAACCAAUGCUCACCCCUUUUAUGUAUGGAUUUAAUUUGCCAAAGAUAAGGCAAUCGUGUAAAAGGUUUCUGUUUAAGAGAAAGUAA
Molecule: messenger RNA, 927 nt
Organism: Pundamilia nyererei
Lineage: Eukaryota; Metazoa; Chordata; Actinopteri; Cichliformes; Cichlidae
Product: putative gustatory receptor clone PTE01
Exons: 1
Coding region: 1-927 (308 amino acids)
Biological process (GO): detection of chemical stimulus involved in sensory perception of smell; G protein-coupled receptor signaling pathway
Cellular component (GO): membrane
Molecular function (GO): G protein-coupled receptor activity; olfactory receptor activity; odorant binding
Source: RefSeq, a predicted model, not a curated record